Alligator mississippiensis (American alligator) is the source of this 8400-nucleotide messenger RNA. RefSeq names its product golgin subfamily A member 4. NCBI's taxonomy places the organism in Eukaryota, Metazoa, Chordata, Crocodylia, Alligatoridae. The record is from RefSeq and is a predicted model, not a curated record. The transcript has 22 exons. Bases 1 to 5862 code for a protein of 1953 amino acids. Gene Ontology annotation, molecular function: protein binding.
AUGGAAGCUGCCCUGACACAGAAGAUGAUAGACCUGGAGAAUGAAAAGGACCUGUUCAGUAAACAGAAGGGUUAUUUAGAGGAAGAACUCGACUACAGGAAACAAGCUCUGGACCAGGCUUACAUGAGAAUCCAGGAGCUGGAAGCCACGUUGUAUAACACUCUGCAGCAGGAUCCAGGAAGGCGGGCAAAUGAGUCUCUGAAUGAAGUGCAGAGGGAGGAUUUGCGAGCUGCGGUGGAGAAGGUGCGGAGGCAGAUCCUGAGGCAGAGCCGCGAGUUUGAUAGCCAGAUCUUGCAUGAGCGAAUGGAGUUGCUGCAGCAGGCACAGCAGCGGAUUCGAGAGCUAGAAGAUAAAAUAGAACUUCAAAAGCGGCAACUCAAAGAAAUAGAGGAGAAGGAUUUAGAAGCUGCAAAGGAUGCAUAUGCAAUGGAGUCUGAAGGAGAAGCAAAUAGUGCUGAAGUAGAGACCUUGAACCUCAGAAUAAAACAGCUGGAAAAAUCGGAGGAAAAACUGAGACACAUUUUAGAGGACUACAUGAAUUCAGAUCGUGUACUAAGAAACAGAGCAAAAGAGCUGGAGCUGUCACAGAGGAAACUUUUUGAAACAAUUGACCAAUUGAAUGCAAAGGUGCACCUGGUUGAAAAUGCAAAUCUGCGUGUUAAAGGGAAGCUCCAAGACAUGCAGGGGGAACUGAGAGAUUUGGUUCAAAACCAAGAGAAUGCAGAAAAGAAACAAAAAGAAAAGUUGCGUCGACUGCAAGACCAGCUGAAAAUCAAAAAGGAUGAAGUAAAGAGCCAGUCAGAGUAUUUUGAGCACUUCAAACAAAAGCAGAAGCAGCAGGCAGCAAUGUUGAGAGAACGGGUAUUUUACCUUCAGGGUCAUGUAUCUAGUCUGAGAAAGGAAGUUCUGGACCUCAAUGCCACGCUGGCUCUUCUCACCACUGAACUGGAAGAGAGAACCUUUCAAUAUCUCCAAAGGAAGCAGGAAACCACAUUACCUGGAACUCAGGGCUCUCUGCACUUUGAUAUGGAUGUAACCAAAAUGCAAACUCUCCUUGAAGAUGCUGAAUGUUACAUAAAAAGCCACCUUCAGACAUUGCAGCAAAACCUGACAAUGUUAGUGGAAAGAGAAGAAAGCAACAGCAGAGAACAAGCAGACCUACUAACCAAGCUCCAGCGCUCUCAGGACGCUGAAGACUUCCUUCUGAGGAAAUUAGAGGAAUCGUGCCAUAAUGUUUACGAGCUGAAGUUGUCUGAAGUCAAGCUUCAGGAACAAAUUGAGGAACUUAUGGAGGAAAACAAGACUUUAAAGGAUGAACUAGGAGUCAGGUUACAAAAAGAAGCAGGAAAGGAGUUACUGCCUGCAGGUAUAGAAAAUGGAGGAAAUGCUGUCAGUGUGAAUCUGAGUGGAGACCUCUUUCAGGAUAAACUACUAAAUCUGAAGUGGGAGACAGUCUUGGAUCCAUCCAGAAACAAAGCUACUCAAACUUCAUCUUUACCACAACAUGACAAGGAGUCUGAGAGCACCUCAGAACACAGCUAUGGUCAGCUUAAUAACAUAGAGAGAUUGCCAGAUGAAUUUUUAAUACUGUUUUUGAAAUGUGGCUGCAGUGCCUUGUCACCGAUUAUAGAAGAAUUCAGUCUACUUGAUGCUGGGAAGGUCAUUUUUGGUGUAUACAAAUCGGAUGUUUUCAAUUUGUUUGGAGACAUUUCAAGCCAACUUCUAAACAGACAACUACUCACAGCUUUCUCUGAGAGGCUGAACAAUAAUGGGAUAAGUACAGGAACCACAGAUGAAGAAGACUUCUUUCUUUUAAAGCAACGUGUUGUAAAUCAACCAGUUAAUCCUUUGCCUUCCUCUAAGAUUGUCGCUUUAAUUCAUCCUCAGCUCACCUUGCUAGAGCCAGAAAGCCGGAGUACACCUGAUGUCAGAUCAGAGUCUAUUUUCCAAGUGAACAAAGUGCUGAGUAUGAAUUACAACAGGGUAAACAAUGCUUUUCUUUCUAACAAUGUUUGCUGUCUUGUGAAAAGACGUACUUCUGGCAAAGAUUCUGCAGCUCCAGAGGACACCACUGCUAAUCAGGCGACUGCUGUUUUCAGACCUCUGGGUGAAAACCAUGACCUGGAAAAAUGUUUGCAAAAUAAAAUAGUUACACAAAAAAGUACAGAUGAAAACAAAAAAACAGAUAAAAAAGCAACUGAUGAAAAGAUUCAGCAUAAAAAAUGUACAGGGAAAUCUGAGAGAAAAGAGGAAGGGGAUGAAAAAGCACAAAAGAGAAAGAUAGCAUGUGUUCCUGAAGAAGCUAGCAUAGUUUUAAUUAACAUUACAUAUGAUGAAACUGAGGAAAAAGUUGGAGAUUCAGGAUUUCAUACGCACAACAUUCAAGAUGACCAAAAUAUAUACAACUCCCUUAAGGAAAUAGAGGGGCAGUCCCAAGAAAAUCCUGCACUUAAGGAUGACGAUAGAAAACAUUUAGAAAUCUGCAUCUCAGAAAAAGUGAACAAAGACUGUUUAGAAGAGAACAUUAGGAUGACAGAGGAGAAGGGAAAACAACCAGAGAAACUAAUGGAUCAUACAGAAGCAUGUCUACAAAGAAAUGCUGGACUGAAAAAAAAGAGAGAGCAAUCCUUGAAACUGUGUAAACUAGAAAAGAAGAGAAAUGCAUCAUACAAACAAAUGGCUGCUCAGAGUGGGGAAUGCUAUAAAAGUUCUCAGAAAUUGUCUCCACCAAAGGAAGAUAAAUGGCUUUAUCCACUGACUAUAUUGUCUCCUGGGCAAGAGAGCAGUGUAUGCUUGAGUAAAGGUUUAGCAGUAGAGGAAGAUUGUAAUAAAUAUGUUCUUUAUCCAUCAUCAGCAGAAGUAAACAAUGAAUGUGCCUCCCAAAUGCAUAGGUUAGAGGAAGUGGUGGAUGUAUAUUCCCAGAGAAUAUCCACACUGAUGCAGGAGAAAGAAGAUUACGUACAGAAACUCUGCAUGUUACAGAAAGAGUCAAAUGAUUACGCUCAAAAGAUGUGUGCACUAGAAGAGGAGAUAGAUGCAUAUUCUCAAUACAUAUUAGCAAAGGCUGAAACCAACAUUUACUCUUCUAAGCAGUUACCUGGCAAGGUGGAUGUGGAUGAUAAAUAUAACAAUAUCUUGGAUGAGAGUGAAACCUUUUCCAAGAAUCUCUCUCAUGUACAUAAAGAGAAAGAUAGGAGUUCUGUUAAAGAAAUGCCAGUGAGUGAAUCAAGCAAACUUUCCAAGAAAUUUUUAAUCCUCAGUGAAAAGAAAAUAAGGUAUUUCCAGUUGCUUUCUACUCUCAAAGAGGAGAGAAAUAGGUACUUCAAAGAAAUAGCUAAAUUACUGCAGGACAAAGAAAAGUAUUUAGAAAAAAAUCAUGAGCUGGAAGAAAAAUGUGAGGAAAAUUUGCAAAAAAUAUCUCAAUUAGAAGGAGACAAAAAUACCUUGUUGGAAAAUGUGUCUGAGCUAACACGUGAGCAAGAGAAAUGCAUGACAAUUAUUUCUGAACUCAAAGCAUGUAAAACCAAAUGCUACCAAACCAUCUCUGAUUUACAGGAGGAAAAACUUGUACUGAAAAAAGAUAUGGACAGAAUCCAGAAAGAAACUUCAGAACAGCUUCUAGAAUUUCAGAAAGCAGAUGAGAACCUUACUUUAGAAAACAAAGAAUUGAAAGAAUUAAUAUCUGAUGUGGGGAUCAGCUUUGAAGAUCUGAAAAAAGAUAAAAUUCUGGGAAGAAAAGGACAUGUGCAAAAUCUGAGUCAAGAAAAUAAGAGUAUACAACACCAAAUGCAGGCAAAAGAAAUGGGAGCAAUGAUUAGUAAAACGCAUAUGGAAGAGAAAGGGAUUCAGAUUGGAGAACCCUCAAAUGAUUUCACCAGAAAAGAGAGAGGUCCCUAUCUAGAGAAGGGCAGCGCACCUGAAAGCUAUAGUGUGAUGCAAGAACUGGAAAGGGCCAAGGAGGAACUAAAAAUACAACAAACAGAAUUAGAGAAGGCAAAAAAAGAGGCUCAGAAAUGGUACAGAGAACUUGGCUUUGCAGAUACCAGAUAUGAAGAGGUCAAAACUGAUUUGACACAGGCACUCUCUGAAUUAAAUCAACUUAAGCAAGCAAAUGCGGCUAAAAUGCUUAGAAAGCAAUGCUGCACAUUAAUGACUAAACACGCUGUAAAUGAAACCCAGGACUCGAAGGAGGAUAAAAUAGCCCAUAAGAGAUUAGAACAGCAAGUGCUGACCUUGAAAUCGCAGCUCAGGGACCAGGCCAUGUUACAAACUCAGUUUCAAGAUUUGCAGAGGGAAGUGGAACUUCUUCAGGCUCAGCUCAGUGAAAAGACAGAGGAACUACAGAAAAAAAAGACUGAGGCUGACCUGACAGUAGCUCCCCUGAAGGCUAAGUUGGCUUGUCUUGUUCGCAAAUGCCAUGAAAGAAACAGUUUGAUUACCCAGCUGGCCAGAAAAUUGCAUAGACAUGGAGCUAUGGAUUCUGUUUUAAGUGAAGAAGCAAAGGAUUUGGUGAAUGAUACUGUCCUUGCAGACUAUUUGUUCACCUUCACACCUGCAAAUAAUCAAAAGAGAGCAUCCCAACUAAUUAUAGUACCUGAAAAGACGGAAUACAAUCAAGCCUCUCAGACUUCCUUGCCUUCUGAAGAGGACCAUGAUUUGUCUUUGUGUGGGUCACUGAUUUCCAGAGUCUGCACCACUACGGAUAACUUUCAGCCAUCACAAGACAUGCCUCAGACUGUGCCUCCUGUAUUACUACCUUCUGAGGCAGAUACUUCAUGGGUCAAUGGACUGCUGCAUAAUCAUGGGAUGUACCGUGCUGAAGUGACUGAGGAGGAGAGGCCACCUGGCAGCUUUCAUCAGGAAGCAAAUGACAUCCACUGUUUUCAUACCACUCAAACCAAAUGCACUACUUCUCCUUUAAAAUUAACCAGCCCAGAGAGGAUUGUAGCCUUGCAUCGGGAACUUAGACAAAACCAUCGCAGUAAUUACCAGAUACCUCCAUUUAACUCUUUCAGUUCAAAUUUGAAGGCUGACUGCAGUUUGCUGUCUCAUGGCCAAGAUGUGACUUCCUGGGACACAAGGUCAAAGGUGAACAAUACACUUAAUUUUUCCGAACGUCGCCCUUUCCAUGCCAUAAAGGAGAGGGACCAUUUGUUACAAUGUGAUGACGUAUUCCAGAGUCAAACAGGAAAUCAGCAUGCAGGUGCUGUUCCCCAGGGAAGGAAAAAGAAAAAUGCCAUUAUGAAUAACACAUGGAUCUCUAGAGAAAAAACAGAUGGCUCAAACUCAGCUACCACAGCAAAAAGCUAUUUGUCAGACAUGUUGUCAGCAAGUAAUAAAGGUCGAAAUCCUGUGGGGAAGAAAUCAGAUUCACUGGAAAGAGUAAAAUCCUCAGAAAUGAAACAAGGACCGCCUGUACCAGUUGGUUUGGUCAACAUUAUUAAAACAAUAGGAGAAAGUACCAUGUUGCUUGGUUGGGAGAGACCAGUACUUGAUGAAUUAGGAUGUAGCAAUGGACAUUUCAUUACAGGAUACAGGAUAUGUAUUGAUGGGAAAUUUCAUAAGUUUGUUGCGAGUUCAGCAUGUACCAAGACCAUCUUAGAAAAUCUUGAUCUCUCUGUGCCAUUUCAAAUCAGUGUUCAGACUGUGAGCUCUUCUGGUUUGGUUUCUGAGAAGAAGAAUGUUCAGUUCAGUUGUCCAUCGACAGGCAAGGAAGCUGCUUCAUUUGCAUCUAGUGAUUACCCUGAAGAACAAAAGCCUGAUGUCAGCUCCCAGGAGGUCGUAGCAACAACAUGUAUUACCAAUGGCAAGUUUUAUCCUAUGGGUCAUCUUUUCCUGAAAAACUUGUUAUUGUCUUCAUGACAAGCACCUGUUUAACUUUGUAGUUUAAUGAGGAGACACUGUAAUAGAAAAGACCCUGUAGGGAAUUAUUGAUACAAAACAUUAAGUACUUCUAUAGACAUUAAAAGCAGUCUUCUAAUCUUAUAAUGAAUGGUAUGAAAGCAUCAUAUGAAAUUGGUAUCUUAAAUGUGUAGACACAGUUGCAAAGCUACAGAAUGAAUUCCCAGUCUACAUCUACAUGAAAAUACUGCAAGAGUUAAUUAUAAUGGAAGCAGGGAUUGUGGGUGUUUGCAGGGCCAGCUCCUUCCCAAUAUCUGGGUCCAAAUUUACUCAGCUGAGUUGAAGAUGGGACAGACUCUAGAUCCUACAGAGAAAUUAUUAGUAAUGGAGAGGUGAAAGGCAGUCUUGGAUCAGGUGACUGUGAAGACUAAUUGACUUUACUGUACCAUGGAAUGUAUUGGUAAGGUGCUAUUCAGCUCUAAAAAAAGUAUCCUCAUAGGAACUGAGAGAGAUGAAAUCCAAGGGCUAAUGGAUUAGAACUAUACAAAACUAAAAGUCUGGAUAUUCUUAAACAGCACUAUAAGAGGUGCAGGAUUUCACUGAGGGAACAUAUAAAUGGAACCAAGGUCUUUUUACAUGGAAGAGAGAAAAGGGUUGGUCAUGGAGUUGACAAAGUUUCUACUACAAAGGUGCUCUCAGAUAGCGAAGUUUGAAUAGAGAUUUGGAACUGAAUCCACCUGUCCGAAUGCACGUUAGCUUUUCAUUAUGCAACACUAUAUGUUAAACAGAUAGACCGGGGCAGACAAUUGUUUUGGGUGGAGGGCUGCUCACCCAGUUUUGGCAAGCUGUCGAGGGCCGCUUGGGUAGCCCUGCUCCUUGACAGAUGCCCUGCCCCCUGGUCACCAUCUUGGGACCAAUGUCUCAGGGCCAGCACCGAUGGGGCCCAGAGCAGGGCGCAGGCUGGCAAGGGUCUGUGGAGCCGGUUUGGGCUGCACCAGCAGGGAGGUGAGGGGGAGCUGGCCUGGCCCCAUAGAGCCCUUGCCAGCUGGGACCCUGUACUCCUACCAUCCUGCUCUGGGCCCUGCUGGCACUGGCCCUGGGACACUGGUGUGGGCCCUGUGCACCCGCUCACUCCCAGUGCUCCCCAGCCCCAUGGUACAAGCAGGGGCAGCAUGCAGCCCUGACCCCCUGCUUGCCAAAAGGGGAUGAGCUGGUGCUGAGUGCAGGGAAAAGCAGCCUCGCCCUCGCCCUCGCCCCCACCCUGUGGCUGGGGCUCCCUGCUGCAGCUGUCCACAGCCCAUGUGAGGGCAUGCUAUCUGGCCUGCAGGGCCUCUAAAAAAUUUAGAAAAUUAAUAUUGAGCUGUCCUUGGUUCCUGUCAAAAACAACAGAAACCAGGGGCAGUAGGACCCAGGGGAAGUCCAGCAGGCUCCCACAACAGUUUUCUAAAUUUUUAGGGGCCCCAGCAGGCUGGAUAGAAUGGUCUCGCAGGCCAGAUCCAGCCCGCAGGCCAUAUUUUGCCCACCCCUAAGAGAGACCUUCCAUUGUGACUUUAUACCAGGUUCCCUCAGCCACAGGAGGACCCAACUGCACAAGGAAAUGCCUGUAAUCUCAGGGCACUAAAAUAUGGAUUUGGUUUUAGCUUUUGUUACAUAGCUCUUGUAGAGAUAAUGUGCUGUUUGCUUUGUCCAUUUUUUUCUCCCUUUCCUGAAUGAUUCUACAUUAGACACAGCCCAGAAUGAAAACAGAGGUAAUGGGGUGCAUACAAUAUGCAGUGAGGAGACUGGCUUAAGUUCAACACAGUAAAGAGAGUAGCUUGUGCCAGAUAUAUUUGUUGAAUCACUGCUUAAAAAAACUUUCCCUGACCCCUUCCUCUUGCUUAAGAGCUACUUUACGACUUUCCAUAAAGAAAAAAUAAUCAUGGAUGGUCUUUUAGCUUAAAAGAGCAUGUAAAGUAUUGUGGCUUUUUAUGAAUGCAUGACCUGAUAUUGGGGCCUAGGGGCAAGUUUAACCAAGUUCAGUAUGAUUAAUUGUUCAGGCAUGAGCAUACUUUAUAACAUCCCAUUCUUGCUCCUGGCAUUCCAUUAGAAAGGGAAUCCUUCAAUGUAUCACUCCUAGACUCAUAUCUCUCUUUAUUAACUGUGUACACACUGAGUACAAACUCCAGGAGACUAAACUGACUGCUCUGUGUGCCUCCAUGUAGAUCAAAUCAACUAAGUUAACUUAAAACCUCGAUGCAAAUUUUCUCAUUGAAAACACCAGGUUGCUUUCUUUAUUUCUUCACUUUUUUGAUCAGAAAGGUAAAAUGCUGAUUUCUAACAAUGUGGGGCCGAUGCCCUUUAUGCUAAAUUAGGAAAAAUAAACAAAAGAAAAUAUUCUAUAAUCCCUAAAUGAGAGAAGCAUUUAUUUCUUCAUUUCAUUAGUCUUUUUAUGUGUUUGGAUGACAGUGAACUGGAACUGAAACAUUGCACUCUGGCUUGUCCUCACUAAGCUGCGAGCAUAUAGGCAUUCUGGGUACUCCCUUCCAUACUGAAUUCUACCCCUGUGCUUGUAAUAUGUAA